AUGACCUCUUUACCAUUAAACACCAGGUUGAAACUACGUUUCCAAAGUUGGAUUGACAUAAAACUUGCAGGACAUAAAGCUAAAAUAACGGAACCAAAAGCAAAGAAUCCACGAACCUACAAAAGGCAAACCAACCUACAAAAAGCAAACAACCCUACAAAAAGCAAACCCUACAAAAAGCAAACAACCCUACAAAAAGCAGAAAAUUACGGAACAGCAAACUUACAAAAAUAA
This is a messenger RNA of Funneliformis geosporum, 234 nucleotides long. Lineage: Eukaryota; Fungi; Glomeromycota; Glomeromycetes; Glomerales; Glomeraceae. The record is from the annotation of a GenBank genome assembly.